AUCUUUCUCGCCUCAUUUUCUGCAUUCAGUUUCUCACUCUAAUUAACUCCCUCUCUCUUUCAUCACAGCAUAUUACUAGUUUUUUUUAAUAACUGCGUCUGUUUGUUUUUCUGCGUGCGUGAAAGUUGAAACCCUAGUUUAUCUGUUUUGCUCAUAUUUUGCCUCCCUAUGCUCUCUCAAUUGUCAGUUCAUAGGUUUUUAAUCUACAACACAGAGAAGGAAAAAUAUAUUACCUUUCGUGUUUUGGUGUGCUGGGAAAUUAAUGGUAUAGUGAUCUUUGUUUAAGAAGGGUUUUAUUUCAUUAUUUGUGCUGCACAUUGAUGUGCUAGAGAAGUAUUUUAAUUGGUUUUAGUUAGAUGAAUUCUCGCUAACUCAUUGUGAAUUACUAAAUUGUGCACUGGAAUUUAUGGAUUUCCUAGAGGCAAGGGGAAAAAAGACAGGAUGAGUGUUGAGUGAAGAGCCAGACAGCCAAUUGAUAUUUGAUCCAGAAAAUACUGUAUAGAGGGAGAUACAAAUCUGCUCCUCAUCAAGCACGCAUAUAAGAUGGACGAUGGGGGUCGACGAGAAAGUAGGAGACACAGAAUGGAUUGCUCCAAAGGAGGUCAUGCGCCGUGGAACGUGGUACCUCCUUACCAGAUGAAGGACCAAGAGGCUUUCAUCAUGAAUACGAAAAUCAGAAUGCUCUGCGCUGAACGAGACGCUGCUGUUGAAGAACGGGAUAGAGCAGUGAUUGAAAAGAAUACAGUAUUAGCAGAGCGAGAUUUGGCAAUCCAGCAGCGAGAUACAGCAAUUGCUGAGCGAGAUACUGCCAUAAAAGAAAGGGACAAUGCAAUUGCUGCCCUCCUCUUUCAGGAAAGUACCAUGAAUGGAACAUUGGGUUGUAGGACACGUGGAACAAAGCGCCCUAAUCAAAGUAAAAAUCAUUGCGACAAUAGCACUGAUUCUAUUUGUAUCAAUAGGGAUGUGCCCUUAACUGAUGCUUUUCCUAUAUCUGCCAUUUCAUCUGAAGUUGCCAAGGCACUCCAAGUAAAACGAACAAAGGGAAACAAAGGCAUGUCAAGGAAGACAAAGAAAGUGAAUGAAGAUUUGAAUCGACAUCUUACAACGGAUGGAUCUAAAGCUGAAUGGGAUGCUCAGGAUCUUGGGUCAAUAAACCAGAUCAAGUUUGACGAAUCUUCCAUGCCAAUACCUGUUUGCACGUGUACCGGAAUACCAAGGCAGUGUUACAAAUGGGGAAGUGGGGGCUGGCAGUCAUCUUGCUGCACUACAUAUCUGUCAGAGUAUCCACUACCGCAAUUGCCAAACAAACGCCAUGCCCGUAUUGGUGGUAGGAAAAUGAGUGGAAGCGUAUUUAGCAGAUUGCUUACAAGGCUUGCAGCAGUUGGCCAUGAUCUGUCUUUGCCCAUUGAUCUCAAGACUUAUUGGGCCAAACAUGGUACGAAUCGCUACAUUACCAUCAAGUGAUACAUAAAUGUUUGGUUGGGCGAGGAGUUGCCUUUUGUGGGGGGUACAUAUUAGGUCUGGACACUAAAGAUGCUUGAUUGGUAUCGGAAGAAGGGAAAAAAAGCUUGACUAUUAUCAAAAGCCCUUUUGAGAUGUUCUCGAUGACCUUGUGCUGUGAUAAAAUACCAUGCAAUUUACUUUUGGAUCAGUGAUUAGCAGCACUAUGUUUGGUAUUUUGUUGGCAAUCUAAGUUUUGCACUUAACCUUGUACAAAGGUGUUUCUAGGAAUGGCAGAUCUACUAUUUUGAGCUUCCCUUUAUCAUAACCAAUAAGGAGGCUUCUACAUUGUUUCAUGUUUAUCAUCUUAAAUCGAAGCUUAGCGAGUUAGCGUGUUCAUUAACU
Messenger RNA from Nicotiana tabacum (common tobacco), 1845 nucleotides. RefSeq names its product protein BASIC PENTACYSTEINE4-like. Gene Ontology annotation, molecular function: DNA-binding transcription factor activity; sequence-specific DNA binding. The record is from RefSeq and is a predicted model, not a curated record. NCBI's taxonomy places the organism in Eukaryota, Viridiplantae, Streptophyta, Magnoliopsida, Solanales, Solanaceae. Gene Ontology annotation, cellular component: nucleus. Gene Ontology annotation, biological process: response to ethylene.